Microtus ochrogaster (prairie vole) is the source of this 3693-nucleotide messenger RNA. RefSeq names its product serine rich and transmembrane domain containing 1 (gene Sertm1). The record is from RefSeq and is a predicted model, not a curated record. Gene Ontology annotation, cellular component: intracellular membrane-bounded organelle. Lineage: Eukaryota; Metazoa; Chordata; Mammalia; Rodentia; Cricetidae.
GGGCUCCCGCGCAAACGCCUCCACAUCCUCCAGCCAUGGUGUAAGCUCCUCCCUCGUCAGAGCCUGGUGCUGUCCUAGCGCCUGAGCGCCCCGACUGCCAGGCGGCUGGGAGUGGGCCCGGCUCUCAGCCAUUGGUCGCGCGGCCCCUGAGGGCGGAGGGACGCCGCAGAGCCGGGCACAGCCAGGCGGGUGCCCACUCCCACUGAGCCCGCCGCCCGUGCGCUCUGAUCGCGUCCGCUCGCUCGCGGUGCAUUCCCUGGGACCGCCCGGCGGGCGCGCAGCUCCGAGGCUGGGCCGCCGCCCCACCCCAACGCCAGAGUCCAGAUCCGCAAGUCAGUGAGCCUGGGCACAAGCGUGGGGAAUUGAGACGUAGGGGGCAAGGAGCAAUGGCAGUGGGUUCGUCCCCAGAGAGGGCCGCCGGAUGCCCCACCUAGGGUGGCAGUGGGACCCCUUAGCUUUGGACUUCAUUCCCCCGUCUCUCCUGGGACUACUUGAGAUUUGGCUCCUUGCUGUGGAACACCUUUGAAUCUUUCCUUUUUGUAGCUGGACGCAUCCUUAGGGUCCUGAAGCAGGCCCUGCAACCCAGCUCUCAGGGUCUUAGGGACACACAGCCAGCUACAGCUGGAUCCACCUGGGGCCCAGUUUGCAAUGUCCUUGGCCCCUGAAUGACCUGCGUGGUUCCCUGCACGGGGAGUCAGGAAAGUCGGCCCUCCAGUCCACCGCGGCAAAGGGUCAUUUGUUCCUUCCUGGGGAGUCGCCACGCAGACAUUGACGGCUGGCAUUGCUCUGUGCUGUAUUCGCUUGAGUCCUUCUCACCUGUCUUCAGUGGCUGCAAAUCCGGAUAAGUUUUUCCCUGGCGCUGAGCACUCGGGUUCCCGGGCGGAGCUUUCUCUGGUCUCUGCGGACAGCUGAUCCCAAUGCUGCCUUUGUUUAAGGACCAAGACGUUUCACUGCGCUGAUGUUCCGGACUGCGAUCUCUGCUGCUGUCAUCAUGAAAAAGCAAUGCCAAUGCCAUCGAUCCUGAGCCCAGUGUGAAACUUUCGAGUGCACCUACUCACGCCUGCCUCCCCUGCUUGUAGAGAUGUCUGGGGCUGACCCUUCCUCUGCAUUUGCAGGGAGUGUGGAGAACGGAACCUUUCUGGAGCUGUUUCCCACGUCGCUGUCCACAUCUGUAGACCCGUCCUCGGGCCACCUGUCCAACGUCUACAUCUAUGUGUCCAUAUUCCUCAGCCUCCUCGCCUUCCUGCUUCUGCUGCUGAUCAUUGCUCUCCAGAGGCUGAAAAACAUCAUCUCCUCCAGUUCCUCCUACCCAGAGUACCCAAGUGAUGCUGGGAGCUCUUUCACCAAUUUGGAAGUCUGUAGCAUCUCCUCUCAAAGGUCUACGUUUUCAAACCUCUCAUCAUGAAGGAAAUGGAAGGACAGGCCAAGCGAUCAUGGCUUUGGUUUCUCCAGGCAGAAGGAGCUGCUGCUGCAUGAAAGAAAUGAUCACUCUGGUAGCUGUGUUUCCCGCUUUCAUGUUUUAUUUCUCUUCUGCUCAGGAUGUGUUCUGUUUGUGAGAGGAGGAGCCAAUGCUGACAGAAAUGUACGUAAACCUUGAGGUGUGGGAUUCCACCCAAAGUUCUUGGCCAGCCUGGAGGCUGGUCGGCACUGUGUUGGACACCACAGACUCAGCUGAGUGGACCUCUGGGGAUGCUGGGUAGAGGCUCUUCCAAAGCCCUGAGACUAACUAAGCCAGCAGAAAUGGAACAAAACAAGAAGGCUAAUAUUUUCUGUAUUUAAAAGAUAAGGCAGAGAUGAUAUAUAAGAGACGAGAGAGAGAAAGAGAAACUUAGAUUUCACACACACGUUUCCAAAUGGAGGUUAAAAUAGGCUAGAUGUUUUUCUUUAAUUUCACCUUAGCAAAUGUCACCCAUGAUGAGAAGUCAUUCGGGAACAUUCUGGGGGAGUCAAAAGCUUCAAUGGCACAAGGAAUGUGUGUCGUGAUGCAGCUUGCUCUGCGUUUCUGCUCCUGGGUUUUCUCUUGGCUCGUUUUGCAGUCCUAAUGCUCCCCAGCUCUCCGGAAUCCUUGGUGACAGUUGCUGCCGCUGUUACUAAACGAAGCUCAGAAGAGGCACAAUCUCCUCACUAUCUUUUCCAUCCAGUAGGAAUUAAACAUCGAGAACUCUCUGUUCAGUUGUAUUUCAUCUAGUAAUACUCUUAGCGGCUGUGUGAUCCUUCGCUGAGUUCGUCUCUAAAGCCUUACUACGGAAUAGCACUGUCUCUACGGAGGCAGGCAUAUUUGCUCCUGUUAGUUUGCAAACCUUAGGGACUAUAUUGCUAAUACUGUACCACACUCUGUGAACAUGACGAGCCUCUGAUAAUUUCUUUGUGUUGACAAAAUACUCUGCACUGAGGUUCUAGGGUGAGAGCUUAUACUAAAAGCUGCAGACAUUGCAACUGGGUCGCUGCAGAUCCUUCAGGGCUGCUGGAAGGUACUGCACUGAGGCCAGGCAUGGGUGUCCAUGCGACGAAGCAUGGCGGUAAGCACAAGCAUGGUAUGUAUAGUGUGUGCAGGGGAUCGGGCAAAGCCAACCACAGCUCCUUGUGGAUAGGAAUUUAAACCCAAAUUUUCAAAUAAACUAUCCACAGCCUGAACACUGAGUUGAGGACCCUUGAGUGCCACUGUGCCAAUAUACAAGUCUUUCUGGGACAAACCCUACUCAAAAUAUUUACUAAUCUUAAACACUGGAACUCCAACACAAAUCCCAGGUGGACUGUCAGGCUUUGCCAUGCAGAGGUUUGAAAAGGAAGAUCAAAAGUUGUUUUCUUUGUUUUGCUUUACAAUCAAAUCAGGACACAUUUAGCUGCUUAUAUAUUGAAACCAUUCACAGACAUAAUAGGACCGGUACAGAUGCUGCCCUCAAAUGUGCAGUGAAAAUCUUGCCUCUGCUGUCACUUAAAGUGUAGAAUCUUAGACUAGAGAAGUUCUCCCUUUGGGGUGGUUAUAACCAUUCUCUGAGUACCAUGGGCACAUGUAUAUGUGUAACUAUGUACACACAGUGUACACACACACAAACACACACACACACACACACACACACGUCUGCACGUGUUUCCAGGGAAAUGUUGUGUGACCACCAUCAGGAUUAUAGAAACACCUGUAAUGUCAUUUCGACACUUUUGAUUAUUCUUGUACUAUUUUGGUUCUGAGGUUACUGGGUAAAGAGAUCUUAAUAAACACAAAGACAAACAUCCCAUUUGACAGACAGCCUGGCUAGGUAUUGUCCUGUGGAGGUGAUGUUAUAUUCUUUUCUCCUGGAAUAGAUUCAAGGACUUUAGACAGGCAAACCACAUGAGUCAAAGCAGGCGUCCUCCCCGGCCACAUGAUUCUUUCUCCCUGUGGUAACUGGUUAAUUACCAGCAAGACUCAAAGAUGGAAAAUAGGUGUCACCACUACACACUGUACAAUCUGAGAUGAGUUUGCCUUGUUGAGAAAGUUCAGAGAGACUAGAGAGCAGGAAUAUGAAUAAAGAAAUGGAGUCUGUUGGAAACCUGGCUUCUUCUUUUGUUCAGCAAUUUACUCUCCCUAGAAAAGACACUUCACCUGAGAGUUCUAAGUAAUAGUUACAUAUUAGCCAUGUGAUAAAUGCCUAUGGGGACGGGAGAGAUGGCUCAGGGGAUAAAAGGGGUUUGCUACUCUUCCAUAGAACCAGA